CGCCAUCAGGAUUCAUUCAAGUGCGUUUUUCCAUCAUAAUCAAAUAACAGGCGCAGUUAUCAACAUGGGAAACCCCAAAGUUUUCUUUGACAUCACUAUAAAUGGAGCUAACGCCGGCAGGAUUAUAAUGGAGCUCCGGGCUGAUGUGGUCCCAAAGACUGCAGAGAAUUUCCGUGCUUUGUGCACCGGAGAGAAAGGUUUUGGCUACAAGGGCUCCUCGUUUCACCGCAUCAUCCCAGAGUUCAUGUGCCAGGGCGGAGACUUUACCAGACACAACGGAACUGGAGGUAAAUCCAUCUACGGGGAGAAGUUUGCUGAUGAGAACUUCCAGCUGAAGCACACAAGUCCUGGCACGCUGUCCAUGGCUAACGCUGGGCGCAACACCAACGGAUCCCAGUUCUUUCUCUGCACAGUUAAAACUGAGUGGUUGGACGGGAAGCACGUGGUGUUCGGCAAUGUCGUGGAGGGAAUGGAUGUUGUUGUCAACAUAGAGAAACAAGGUAACAGAGACGGAAAACCUAAAACCAAGGUUGUUAUCGCCGACUGCGGGCAGCUAAGUUAAUGCGACAAAGCUUCUUCAGUUCAGCCUGUUCAGAUGUAACCCUUUAUUGUCCACAUCCCAGUGAAUCUUUGAAAUUAUGUAUAACUGCAACUUCCAUAGAAAACCUCCCAAUAAACACACUUCCUCCAAAAAA
Molecule: messenger RNA, 695 nt
Organism: Morone saxatilis (striped sea-bass)
Lineage: Eukaryota; Metazoa; Chordata; Actinopteri; Moronidae
Product: peptidyl-prolyl cis-trans isomerase-like
Exons: 5
Coding region: 65-562 (165 amino acids)
Biological process (GO): protein peptidyl-prolyl isomerization; protein folding
Cellular component (GO): intracellular membrane-bounded organelle
Molecular function (GO): peptidyl-prolyl cis-trans isomerase activity
Source: RefSeq, a predicted model, not a curated record